AUGUCGCGAUUUCUCACACCCGCCAAGAUUGGCUUGCUAGCACUCAUUGAACUCUACACCGAGGAAGCUGUUCCCAAUGAUUCCAUUGUCCCAGUCAUCAAGUUCAUCAUCUCUCACUUGCUUGGUCGCGACUUGGUCAGCACUUCCGUCUCAGCCCCCGCAGAUCCGUGGGGGAAAGCGGACAGCACAAUCAGGCUCGUCGUGUCCAUUCAGGACUUCGAGCAUGUCCUAGGGCCCCUCGCCGCCGCCGACCAUCUCCCAGGUCGUCGCCUGUGGGACAUGUUCUUGGAGAAACUCUGGGCUAUCGAUUCUCUGCACGCACUCCGGGUCUUCUUUGACCGCCUUCCACGUCUUUCGGCAAAGACCAGAGAUGAGCUCCGCCGCAUGGCCGAGCUCGGCGAGCAUCCCCCUUCCGGCCUCCUGCUCUCACGCCGUUCCCCCUUUGGCCGCUUCGUGCGGAAAUCACACUCCGAGUUUCCUCUCUUGAAGUUUGGCCCCGCGGCGGAGCUGUGGAAAGGGUUUGUCAAAUACCGCCACCCCACCGCCGGCUAUUGGAACCGGCGGAAUCCGCAUCACGGCCGGCUCAGUUUCGACUCGGUGCUUAUGACGGGCGAGCAUGGAUGGGGCCCGGGCGCAGACGCGCUUGCCGUAGUGGCAUACGGGGAUAUGCUGCGCUUGGAUGGCCAGGAUGACACCCUCUCGGUCAGCACCGAUGAUAUCGAAAGCCUUCUGGAGUUUCAGAUUGAGCUGAUACAGAAGUAUGGAAACAGGGCACCGCCAGAUAUCAGGGACCGACUUCUACGCCUGCUCAAGGACUGCCACCUCAUUCCGAGUCUGUCACACUAUCUCAACUUCUCGGACGCCUGGAGAUCAGGCGAAUACCCAACCUCCCUGGACCAUCUCCACCGGUAUUUCGACUACACCAUGCAGGGCCGGAAACGCCUCUUCUACCAGUAUGCCUUGAUGAACGUUGCCAUUGUUCAGACCGACUUUGGGUGUCACAAAGAAGCCGUGACGGCCAUGCUAGAGACGGUUUCCAUUGCGAGGGAGAACAGAGACAUGACAUGCCUCAACUUUGCGCUGAACUGGUUCUUCCACUUUGGCCGGGCUCACCCCGACCUCGUCAGAGAUCUAGAAAACAGCACCAUGCUCGGGAGUGGUAAAGAGACGUUGGCUUUUCUCCGCGUCAUGGCCAAGGAGACAGGCAUGUGGAUCUUGUGGGGCUCUGCGCUGCUGAACGAGGCCAAGCUCGGGUUGUCCGGCGGUGAGAGUGUGUCGGUCGCUCUAGAAUACAUGGUGCGCAGUUCACACAUGGUCGUGCGGCGCAACAUGAAGACCAUGAUGGGGGCCCAACUAUCCAUGGCCAUCGCGCUAUGGGACCGACUGGGCCUUUCGUACCUGUCCGGCCUGACAUGCGAGGUCUUCAUGCGCUGCCACGCCAACCGUUCUGUGUUUGACGACGAGCUGAGGGUCACUUGUCGUCUCGCGGGCCUCCUGGCUGGCCGGGGCAAGUACGAGGAGGCAUUCGAAAAACUGGAGGCCGUCAACAGCAACUCGCUCCGCGCAGUCGAGUCCAACCAGCACUGGCAUCUCUACCGCGGCAUUCUCAAGCUCAGCCGCGACCUCCACCGCAACAACAUCGAGGCCGCCGACUGCCUCCUCUCCCAGCUUCUCCAGAUGAGGACCGAUGAUAUCGAGGCCGACAUCGUCUUCGUCAUCGACUUGCUCCACGUCGAGUCUCUCACCCGCCGCGGCGACUACGAGCCCGCCUUUGUCAAAACUGACCGCCUCAUUGCCGAGAUGCGCCACGACAAAAGAGACAUUUCGUUGCGCAUCCGCCUGCUCCUCACCAAGGCCCAUUUGUUCGACCGCACGGGCCGGCCCGAAAGGGGCUUCACCAUUGCCAUGCGUGCGGCAAGCCUCGCCUGGCACGCACGGCUCGUAGCACUGCUCUGGCAAGCCAUGGGCGCCAUAGCUAACGUUCUCAACGCGCUGUCAGAGUUUGCCACCGCCGCUGAGCUGCUUGUCAUCGUGCUCCCGCGGUGCCUCGAGACCGACAUGGCAUACAUGACGGGCACGCUGUACAGCCUGCUCGCGGACGCACGGAUGGGUCAAGCGGGCGAGAAGGCGACGGCAGAAGGAAUGAGCCGCGGCGGUAGAGCUGCUGGAGCCCCCAUGAAAGCGACGGCGAGCGCGAGCGCGGCCCCGGCUGCUGCCCAGAAGAAGCCCUCUGAGUUUCUGGCGAAGGCCCAUGAGGCACUCGAUUUAGCCUUUGGCUACUUCUCGCUCGUCGAGGAUGUAGAGAUGCAGUGCCAGGUGCUGGCCAAGAAUGCAACACUGAUGAGGUCCAUGGGCGACCACGGGUUGUCGGAGGAAUAUGCGGCCAAAUACGUAGCAUUGAAGAGAAAGGCGGAUGCCAGGAACGGUUGA
Molecule: messenger RNA, 2430 nt
Organism: Lasiosphaeria miniovina
Lineage: Eukaryota; Fungi; Ascomycota; Sordariomycetes; Sordariales; Lasiosphaeriaceae
Product: anaphase-promoting complex subunit 5-domain-containing protein
Exons: 3
Coding region: 1-2430 (809 amino acids)
Biological process (GO): anaphase-promoting complex-dependent catabolic process; positive regulation of mitotic metaphase/anaphase transition; protein K11-linked ubiquitination
Cellular component (GO): anaphase-promoting complex
Source: RefSeq, a predicted model, not a curated record